UUUCUGUGUGAUCAGAACGAGACAGUUUCCUGCUCGGAUUGUCGGCCAUUUAUUUUUGUCAACCUGAGUUUCUGAUUGAAGUACCCCAGUUUAUUAGAAACCACAAAUUAUUUGCCUCACAAAAGUGUCUUCAAUUGUAGGGGGUUGAGGAGCAGCUCUAUCAUAGGUACAGGUGGCGAAAUGGCUAUGAAAAGAAUUUCAAAGGAGUUAAUGGACUUACAUAAAGAUCCACCCACUAACUGCUCAGCAGGACCAGUAGGAGAAGACAUAUUUCACUGGCAAGCUACUAUUAUUGGCCCAGAAGACAGUCCUUAUGCAGGUGGAUGCUUCAAUCUGAACAUACACUUCCCAACAGAUUAUCCUUUCAAACCACCUAAAGUGGCAUUCUCAACAAAAAUUUAUCACCCUAACAUCAAUAGCAAUGGUAGCAUAUGUUUGGACAUUUUGCGUGGCCAAUGGUCUCCAGCUCUUACUAUUUCAAAAGUUCUAUUAUCCAUUUGCUCGCUUUUAACGGAUCCAAAUCCAGAUGAUCCUUUAGUUCCAGAGAUUGCUCGUAUCUACAAAACAGAUAUUGCCAAAUACAAUGAAACUGCACGCGGCUGGACCCAGCGUUUUGCUAUGUGAUGUUAGCCCCUCUACCAACAACUCAGUCACUUUUAUAAUUUAGAAUCAUUUAUAAAACAAGACUACAUUCUGUCUUUGCGUAAAUUUCCGGUUGAAGAAAGGAAUGCCCAGUGAUGACAAGAAAUUGAUUCAAAAUUUCAGUUUCUUUUUCAGUAAAUCAUGCUACUUUUUUUUUUUUUUAAACACACCUAUGUGAUAAUCUUUUUGUAAAGAAAGUAGAAGGCAGACAGUUUGACUUUUUAAAUUCAUUUUUCUUCAGUUUGUUCAAAAUAAUCUUAAUAAUUUUCAAUUUUUUUUAAACAGGUGUGUUAAGUAUUUCAGUUAGAGCUCAUCCUGCUUUACAUUCUUGAAAAAUAUUAAAUUUAAUUGUGCACUAGUUUUUUAAAACACCAUAUUGUUUUUUACUAUCAAUUUUUACAUUUCAUUGUUUGUUUAUCUUAAAACUCAAGUUUUGGGCUUAUUUAAUAAUUUCAGGCAGUAACUAACUUACCUUUAUAAAAAAAAGUUUGAGAAAUUUAAAAAAAAGUCAGUCUUCAAUAUUAGCUGUUUGACCAUUUAUUUGCUAUCUUUUUGUUUGUGCCUAUGAUAUCAGCCUUAGUUCUAAGUACCUCAAUUUUUCUUCUGGUUUACUAGGAAUAGGUUAUGACUGUGCAAUUUGUUUAAAAUGUAGGAUUUGUGUACCUAAAACAAAUUUUAAUGUUCUAGAAACAUACAUUAGAAUUGAUUAAAUAUUUAUGCCUUUAACUAGCCACUUAAGACUGCAGGGCUUACUUUACUAGGUAAACAAUUUACAACCCCUAAAUCAUUUAAAAAUGUACAUUUGCUAUUAUAUAAUGAAGGCUUAUUUAUUUUUUGAAGCAAACAUUAAUGCAUUGUUUUCUCUAUAUCUAUUCUGUCUUUUAGUUAAAGUUUUACUUUUGAACUCACAGUUUGCUAUGAAAAUAUUUUUGAUUGUAUAUUUAGUUUCCAUGUUUGGUUGGGUCAUCUCUUUGUCUUGUGUAUUAUAUGUUUGUCAUGUAUAGAAUAACAAACAUUCAUGUUCCAUUAACAUCUGUGCUGCCUGAUGAUUUAAUUAUAGUACAGCUGAAAAGUGUGACCCAUCUGAUGAUACUCUUUAUAGUUAUGAGUAGCUAAGAGAUAGUGCGGUAUAAUUAAAGUUUAUAAAGUAGACUAAAAAGUUCAUACUUUUUUAAAAAGUUCAUUUCAAAUUAGGUUGAGCAAAAUGAUACUCGUGCCCUGAUUGUAUUGUAAUUAUUUUUAUUAAAAUUAAUUAAAAUUUCUCUGAGCAUUGGCUACAUCCCUAAUGUAUUAUUGAGUGUGAAAGAGAUGAGCUUUGUGUUGAAUUUUGAAAUUGGUAUACUUGUGAGAAAAAUAAACUUUAAAAAACC
Molecule: messenger RNA, 2012 nt
Organism: Physella acuta
Lineage: Eukaryota; Metazoa; Mollusca; Gastropoda; Physidae
Product: ubiquitin-conjugating enzyme E2-17 kDa
Source: RefSeq, a predicted model, not a curated record